AUGGCGUACACACCACGAGACACGACCCAUUGGACCACGGACUCGUUCUUGGCGUAUUUGACGUCGACGACGCCGGUGUUUGUCGCGGACGUGUUGGCACAGCUCCAUGCACUUCCUGUCAAGUUCGAUGAUGCGUGGCAGAUCGAUCAUGUCUGCUAUCGGUGUGACUCGGACGACGAAUACACGCACUUGACCAAGACCGUUCUGCCUCAAUUGGGACACGAACUUGUGGAAUCGAUGGUGGGAGGUCGACAGAUCGCAACGUUCAAACUGUCGAUGCCAAUUGGUUUGUCCCAUCGACCGAACGCAUCGGUGGAUGUGCUCGAAGUGCCGUCGCCGAAGCGUGGAAGCCCAUACGACAGCGGCCUCGAGCACUUUGAAGUGGUCGUGCCGUACAACUUGGACACGUUCUUAGCGGACAAUUCGGCCACCCAUACCGCUUGGGACUUGAAAGGCAUGACAAAACCGAUCAACCGCGAUGUUCGCGUACCACUUGGCCCGUACAGCGUCAAAUUCCACGAACAAACCCUCGAACGCGUGAUCCAGUUAGAGUCGGCGGACGGCAUUGCCCAAAGCUAG
Messenger RNA from Aphanomyces astaci, 579 nucleotides. RefSeq lists its product as hypothetical. The record is from RefSeq and is a predicted model, not a curated record. The transcript has a single exon. NCBI's taxonomy places the organism in Eukaryota, Oomycota, Saprolegniomycetes, Saprolegniales, Verrucalvaceae. Bases 1 to 579 code for a protein of 192 amino acids.